Micromonas commoda is the source of this 372-nucleotide messenger RNA. RefSeq lists its product with no specific name. Bases 1 to 372 code for a protein of 123 amino acids. The record is from RefSeq and is a predicted model, not a curated record. NCBI's taxonomy places the organism in Eukaryota, Viridiplantae, Chlorophyta, Mamiellophyceae, Mamiellales, Mamiellaceae. The transcript has a single exon.
AUGGGGGGCGAGGAGACCGCGACGCGGACGAUCGAGGAUGUGCAGAGCGAGGACGCCGCGUUCCGCGCCGCUGAGGCCACCGCGCCGCCGAUGGACCCCGCCGAGGAGGGCGCCGCGCUGAAGGGGAUGCUGUCGGACGCGGGGACGUGCGAUCGGUGCGGACGCGUCGCGGCGGCGAGGUGGGGCGCCUGCGCGUCCGUCGCCGAUGCGGCUCGCGCGAUGGGCGACGAGGAGCUCGGGGUUAAGAUAGGACGGGUGGUGGAGGAUCUCGACGCCGCGCACCUGCGACCGACGAGCAUACGGAAGAGGCUGGACGACGGCGUGGACGCCGCCUGCCACGGCGUGGUCACCCUCCUCACCAACCUCAAGUAA